Molecule: messenger RNA, 3018 nt
Organism: Rhipicephalus microplus (southern cattle tick)
Lineage: Eukaryota; Metazoa; Arthropoda; Arachnida; Ixodida; Ixodidae
Source: RefSeq, a predicted model, not a curated record
AUGGAACUACUGAAGCCACCGGACCGACUAUGCCUGACAGGAAAUGUUCAGAAGAACUGGCAGCUUUUUAAACAAAAGUUCGAAUUGUUUCUACAAGCAACAGAGCCAGCUACACGACUGACAGAAGCUGCUAGAACAGCCAGGCUCCUGACUGCUGCUGGGGACGACGCUUUAGAAGUCUUCAAUAACUUUACAUUCGCAGAAGGCGAGAACAAGCAAGACUACCAGACUGUGGUAAAGAAAUUUGAAGAGUACUGUGCAGAGCAGCAAAACGAAGUCUACGAAAGAUAUGUCUUCAGGACAAGGACGCAAGAUGAAGCUGAACCAGUGGAACAUUUCAUAAGAGACCUGCGCAAGCAAGCAAGGUAUUGCAACUUCGGUCCGCUUGCUGACUCGAUGAUACGCGACCAAAUCGUAUUUGGCUCCUGGAACACUAAACUGAGGGAAAAGAUGCUACGCGAGAAGGACUUGACGCUCCAGAAGGCCGAACAAAUCUGCAAAGCAGCAGAGCUCGCGAACAAGCAAAACGAAGCAUGGCAAGGUAACGAAGCAAGAGUGGACGCCACCGAAAAACGUUACCUACAUCGCACCCAAGGCCGGAAAGCUCCUGUCCAGUGCUGCAAGUGCAAUCGAAGACAUGAGCCUAGGAAAUGUCCCGCCUUUGGCAAAAUAUGCCGCGCCUGCGCAGGCCGAAAUCAUUUUGCGGUUUGUUGCAGAAAGUAUGAGGUCGACGAAGUACAAGAGGAAAAGGAAGACUUUGCAAUCUUGGACGUCACCGUGUGCGGAAUCCAGAAAACAGAUUGGAUUGUUAAGGCCCAAGUUGGACAGCAAGAAGUUGCAUUCAAAGUAGACACUGGUUCCCAAGCCAAUUUAUUACCACUGUCAGUGUACAAAAGAUUCCGAACGAAUCCACCCCUCAGGGCAAGUAAUUCCGUUUUACGAUCCUAUAGCGGAAACGCUAUCAUGCACUACGGAGUGACAACUCAGGUGAUUACGAUCAACGAGCGUCGGUGCCUUGCAGAUUUCUUCGUUGUGAAGCGGGGCCAGAGUAUAUUAGGUCUCGAACUGGCUGAAUCUCUAGCACUUGUCUCCAGGGUGAUUGAUUUCGUAACCACUGAAGGGAUGACUCCAAUGACGCAACGGUCUCUCCCAACGACGCAGAAAUUCAGCCACCUCUUCGAAGGCACUGGGUGCGUGAAGCGGCAAUAUCGUAUGGUACUACAUGACGAUGCGGUUCCAGUGAUCCAUGCAGCGCGACGCGUUCCUUCGGCCUUACGGGAACCCCUACAGAAAGAGCUGGUGCGCAUGGAACAGGCGAACAUCAUCUGCAAGGUGGACGAACCAACUGAUUGGGUAAGCCCGCUUGUUAUUGUAAGAAAAAAAGACGGUAGCCUCAGGGUAUGCAUGGAUCCAAGAAGCGUAAACGCAUGCUUGAAACGCGAACACUACCAGAUGCCACAACGCGAAGACAUUGAGGCGGAGCUGUCUGGUGCGAAUUUCUUCAGUCGACUAGACGCUAACGCAGGGUUUCACCAAAUUCCCCUUGAUGAACCUACCUCAAAGAUAUGCACGUUCGCCACGCCGUUCGGGCGCUACCGAUUUCUUAGACUUCCAUUUGGCAUUGCAUCUGCCCCCGAAGUCUUCCAGAAAACACUGAGCGAGAUUUUUGACCAUUUACCCGGAGUUAGAGUAUACAUUGAUGACAUUCUCGUGUGGGGAGCAACCAAGCAAGAGCAUGACAGUCGCCUUCAAGCCGCUCUAUGCGCAGCCCAACGCGCAGGGCUAACAUUCAACAGGGCGAAGUGCCAGUUUGGAGUGCAGAAGAUAGUUUUCUUGGGCGAUGUUAUCAGCUCAGCAGGAAUUCGUCCAAAUGCAGCUCUUGUAGACUGUUUGAGCAAAAUGCCCGUACCAACUGAAAAACUUGCCGUACAACGUAUGCUUGGAGUAAUAAACUAUUUUGGAAAAUAUGUGCCAACUCUCGCUGAUAGAACGAAGCUUCUUCGAAGCCUGAUACGGAAGGACACCGUAUUUGACUGGACCGAAAAACACGCUCAGGAAUGGCACGCAGUCUGCGAAGCGCUGCGCACUGCCCCGCUCCUCGCUAUAUUCGACCCCGCGAAAGAGACAAAGAUAACGGCAGACGCAUCUAAGGAUGGCAUAGGGGCCGCACUGCUCCAGCGACACUCCAGUGGCUGGCGUCCUAUCGCCUACGCGUCACGAGCCAUGACCGACGUUGAAAAGCGUUAUUCUCAAAUAGAGAAAGAAGCGAUGGGUAUAGCAUACGGUUGCGAGAAGUUCCACCAGUUUGUGUACGGUAGGAAAAUUGUGAUCGACACCGAUCACAAACCGUUGCUAGCCAUUUCGUCCAAAGAUAUUGGGAACAUGCCCCCAAGACUUCAAAGAUUUUUUCUGCGCUUAUUAAUAUACGACUAUGUUCUACAGUUUGUUCCAGGCAAAGAAUUGGUCCUUGCUGACAUGCUCUCAAGGGCCACACCGUCAGAGCGUGAAGACACAGUGGAUUUUGGCGACAUUCAAGUACACGCAGUGGCCGUUUUGUCAUCUUUAGAUGGCCGGUCGCCGGCGGAACUUCUGCAGGGCAGGCCUCUACGCACUAGGAUCCCCGACUUCAACCUGCAGCCCAAGAGUCCUGUAAAAAAGCGCCAGCAGACGUCGUCUGGACGACGGCUGAGACCACUCCUACCGGGAGACGUGGUUCGCGUGAAAGGCCAGGCUUGGUCUCAAAAGGCUAAGGUAUUGGGAAAAGUAGCCCCGAGGUCCUACAACGUCGCAACAGGAGAGGGGAGAACGCUGCGGCGUAACCGCCAACAGCUGCUGGCAACCUCGGAGCCAUUUACGUACUCCAGCGACAGUGACACUGACGUCGGAGAUGAUGACGCAGAAGAGCCUCCACAUCAGAGCCCGCCUCGCGUGACUUCGCCGGCACCUAGAAGAUCCGCGCGCAUUAGGGAGGAACCAAGACGUUUAGCAUACGGCCCCAACUUUGCUCAAAUAGUUUAG